Messenger RNA from Fraxinus pennsylvanica, 1221 nucleotides. Lineage: Eukaryota; Viridiplantae; Streptophyta; Magnoliopsida; Lamiales; Oleaceae. The record is from the annotation of a GenBank genome assembly.
AUGGAGCAAGAAAUAGAGAGGAAUAUGGAAGAAAAACGUAGCAAAGAUGAAGUUUUGAUCAGUAGUGUAAAAGAAGAGCCUUUGAUAAUACUUGACGAAGAAGAAGAGAAUAUCGGGUGUGGGGGCGAUGGUGCAUGCGCUGUGGUGCCAAAACCAAUGGAAGGGCUGAGAGAAAUGGGGCCAUCGCCAUUUUUGAAGAAAACAUUUGAGAUGGUGGAUGAUCCUGCAACAGAUGUUAUUAUAUCAUGGGGUUCUAUGAGGAACAGCUUCGUUGUGUGGGAUCCCCAUAAAUUGUCCACCGAUUUGCUCCCUAAACAAUUCAAGCAUAACAAUUUCUCCAGCUUUGUUCGGCAGCUCAACACUUAUAGCUUCAGGAAGAUCCACUCAGACAGAUGGGAGUUUGCAAAUGAAGGUUUUCAGCAAGGGAAGAAACAUUUGUUAAUGCAUAUUAAAAGGAGAAAGAAAAAUUCUCAAAUCAUGCCGCAACAUGGGGCAGCACAAUCUUGGUUGGGCGUCACCAAGAAUGGGGCAGAGGCUGAGCUUGAAAAACUGAGGACUGAUCAGAAUGUACUGAAAGAAGAAAUAGUGAAACUGAGGCGACAACAAGAGAACAUGGAGCAUUGUUUAGCAACUAUUAAGGAUCGUUUGCAGGACACUGAAAUAAAGCAAAAACACACUGUUGUUUUCUUGAUUAAAGUGCUAAAAAAUCCUGGGUUUUUGCAGUACUUCAUUGAGAAAAUUAGAAAGAAAAGGGCAUUAACCAGUGGUGAAAGUUUGAAAAAACGAAGGUUGGCUGCUCCUGACUUGGGUAAUGGUGAUUUACUGGAAGCUAUGAGAACCAUUGAUACUGACGAGGUUGGUGGGAUGAAUGCUGAUGAUAAGCGGCUUCAAGUUCAAGAAGAGCUUACUACGAUUCAAUCAGAAAUACAAACAUUGUUCUCGUUCGAUGAAUCAAAUAGUUCAGAUUUGUCCUCUGAGAGUUUUUUCUUGUGGGAGGAACUCAUGGAAGAUGACAUGAUUUACGACCCGGAGGAAGCAAAAGAAGAAGUCGUCGAAAGGCAACAAUUGAAUAUGGCAUGGUUGUACCGGUAUCUACUGCAUAAUUCCCAGGAGGGUAAAUGGAAAGUGCUGCCGGACUGUUGUGUUGAGUAUUUAGUUGUAUAUUCUACCUAUUUUGUUGUUUGUAAUUUGAUAAAUGGCAAUUCUUCUUUCUUGUUUUAA